UAUUCUAAGGACAGAUGGCAUUGUGUCACUUACGAUUCUUCUCAUUGCCAUCACUAAGCACAGAUGGCAUUGUGUCACUUACGAGUCUCCCCUAACACUACUCUCCUCACAAACUUCACUCCCAAACCCAAACUCCACCAUAACCGCUUAGCCUCAUUCUCCCUUCCACACUCUUCCUCUUCAACCACCACAACUGCAAUGGCUUCCACCGCUCAAAAGGUCCUGGUUCCGAUCGCCGAUGGGACCGAGCCCAUGGAAGCUGUCAUCACCAUCGACGUCCUCCGCCGUUCCGGAGCUGACGUCACCGUCGCUUCCGCCUCCAACCGCCUCUCCGUUCAAGCCCUCCACGGCGUCAAGAUCCUCGCCGACGCUUCCGUUUCUGACAUUGCCGCCACCGCCUUCGACCUCGUCGCUCUCCCUGGAGGGGUUCCGGGUGUUGACAAUCUUAGAGACUGCGGAGAUUUGGAAGGGUUGGUGAAGAAGCAUGUUGAGGAUGGACGGCUCUAUGCUGCAGUUUGUGCUGCUCCUGCAGUCGUGCUUGGGCCGUGGGGUUUGCUGAAUGGAUUGAAGGCAACUUGUUAUCCGUCGUUUAUGGAACAAUUGGCUUCUUACACCACUUCUGUUGAGUCAAGGGUACAGCUUGAUGGCAGAGUUGUGACCAGUCGAGCACCCGGCACCACAAUGGAGUUCGGUGUUGCGCUAGUUGAGCAAUUGUAUGGAAAGGAGAAAGCUGAUGAAGUUGCGGGUCCACUGGUCAUGCGUUCCAAUCAUGGUGAUGAAUAUACUUUUUUGGAGCUAAACCCAGUGCAAUGGACAUUUGACAGUCCACCAAAGAUUCUUGUACCAAUUGCUGAUGGCACUGAGGAAAUGGAAGCUGUGAUUAUAAUUGAUAUUCUGCGAAGAGCAAAGGCAAAUGUUGUGGUUGCGUCUGUUGAGGACAAACUGGAGAUUGUGGCAUCACGUAAAGUUAAACUGGAGGCAGACAUUCUCCUUGACGAAGCAGCUAAACUUUCAUAUGACCUUAUUGUGUUGCCAGGUGGACUAGGUGGUGCCCAAGCUUUUGCAAAGUCAGAAACCUUGGUGAGUUUGCUGAAAAAUCAAAGAGAAUCAAACAGAUAUUAUGGAGCAAUUUGUGCAUCCCCAGCUUUAGUCUUGGAGCCCCAUGGCUUGUUAAAGGGUAAAAAGGCCACUGCUUUUCCUGCCAUGUGCAAUAAAUUAUCAGAUCAGAGUGAAGUUGAAAACCGAGUUGUAGUUGAUGGCAACCUUAUUACCAGCAGAGGUCCAGGAACUUCCAUCGAGUUUGCUUUAGUUAUUGUGGAGAAGCUCUUUGGACGCAAGUUAGCACUAGAACUUGCAAAGACAAUAGUGUUCACAAGUCCAUAAAUUGAGGAUGUUGAACCUUGAAUGAGUUGUAUAUUUAAAUGACUAGUUCUUUAUUAUGCGAAUGUAUUAGAGGUCUGUGUAUGAAUAAUUGCGGAUAUUGAACCUUGAAUGAGUUGUAUAGAACAAAGAGAAGUGGUUGUUGAUCUCA
This is a messenger RNA of Lotus japonicus, 1531 nucleotides long. RefSeq names its product protein DJ-1 homolog B. Gene Ontology annotation, molecular function: protein deglycase activity. The record is from RefSeq and is a predicted model, not a curated record. The transcript has 7 exons. NCBI's taxonomy places the organism in Eukaryota, Viridiplantae, Streptophyta, Magnoliopsida, Fabales, Fabaceae. Gene Ontology annotation, biological process: guanine deglycation, glyoxal removal; protein deglycation, glyoxal removal. The coding region runs from base 64 to 1383 and encodes 439 amino acids. Gene Ontology annotation, cellular component: cytosol; nucleus.